Molecule: messenger RNA, 1632 nt
Organism: Tetrahymena thermophila SB210
Lineage: Eukaryota; Ciliophora; Oligohymenophorea; Hymenostomatida; Tetrahymenidae
Product: kinase domain protein
Exons: 18
Molecular function (GO): protein binding
Source: RefSeq, a predicted model, not a curated record
AUGGGUGCAUCAAGCUUAGGUUCUGGUUUAGCAAAUUGCAUUAAUCUCUCAAUUUUGACACUUAACCUUGAGUAAAAUUAAAUUGGUGAGAUGGGUGCAUCAGACUUAGGUUCAGCUUUAGCAAAAUGCAUUAAUCUCUCAAAUUUGAUACUUGAUCUUAGUUACAAUUAAAUUGGUACAAUGGGUGCAUCAGGCUUAGGUUCUGGUUUAGCAAAAUGCAUUAAUCUCUCAAAUUUGACACUUUAUCUUAGUUCUAAUUUAAUUGGUGAUAAAGGUGCUUCAGGCUUAAGUUCAGCUUUAGCAAAAUGCAUUAAUCUCUCAAAUUUGACACUUUAUCUUAGGUAAAAUUAAAUUGGUGCAAUGGGUGCAUCAGGCUUAGGUUCUGGUUUAGCAAAAUGCAUUAAUCUCUCAAUUUUGACACUUAACCUUGAUUACAAUAAAAUUGGUGAUGAAGGUGUAUCAGGCUUAGGCUCUGGUUUAGCAAAAUGCAUUAAUCUCUCAAAUUUGACACUUUAUCUUAGUAGAAAUUAAAUUGGUGCAAUGGGUGCAUCAGGCUUAGGUUCAGCUUUAGCAAAAUGCAUUAAUCUCUCAAAUUUGAUACUUGAUCUUAGUUGCAAUUCAAUUGUUGAUGAAGGUGCAUCAGGCUUAGGUUCAGCUUUAGCAAAAUGUAUUAAUCUCUCAAAUUUGACACUUAGUCUUUUUUGCAAUUCAAUUGUUGAUGAAGGUGCAUCAGGCUUAGGUUCAACUUUAGCAAAAUGCAUUAAUCUCUCAAAUUUGGUACUUGAUCUUAGGUAAAAUUAAAUUAGUGCAAUUGGUGCAUCAGGCUUAGGUUCAGCUUUAGCAAAAUGCAUUAAUCUCUCAAAUUUGACACUUGAACUUGGUUAGAAUUCAAUUGGUGAUGAAGGUGCAUCAGGCUUAGGUUCUGAUUUAGCAAAUUGCAUUAAUCUCUCAAAUUUGACACUUAACCUUUAGGAUAAUUAAAUUGGUGUAAUGGGUGCAUCAGGCUUAGGUUCUGGUUUAGCAAAAUGCAUUAAUCUCUCAAAUUUGACACUUAAUCUUUGUUCUAAUAUAAUUGGUGACAAAGGUGCAUCAGACUUAGGUUCUGGUUUAGCAAAAUGCAUUAAUAUCUCAAAUUUGACACUUAAUCUUUUUAGAAAUUAAAUUGGUGCAAUGGGUGCAUCAGGCUUAGGUUCAGCUUUAACAAAAUGCAUUAAUCUCUCAAAUUUAUAACUUAACCUUGAGGGUAAUUAAAUUGGUAACAAAGGUGCAUCAGGCUUAGGUUCAGCUUUAGCAAAAUGUAUUAAUCUCUCAAAUUUGACACUUAGUCUUUUCUAAAAUUAAAUUGGUGCAAUGGGUGCAUCAGGCUUAGGUUCAGCUUUAGCAAAAUGCAUUAAUCUCUCAAAUUUGAUACUUGAUCUUAGUUCUAAUUUAAUUGGUGAUAAAGGUGUAUCAGACUUAGGUUCUGGUUUAGCAAAAUGCAUUAAUCUCUCAAAUUUGACACUUAAUCUUCGUCUGAAUUAAAUUGGUGAUGAAGGUGCAUCAGGCUUAGGUUCUAGAUUAGCAAAUUGCAUUAAUAUCUCAAAUUUGACACUUGAACUUGAGUAAAAACAGUUUAUUUGUUUUGGAUUGUGA